AUGCCCGUGUUCUUCGCGGUUUACCGGAUAUUUUUUUCUGCAGUUUUGUUGAAGAUCACUCCGCGACCCACACACUGCAGCGCUGUCGUUCAUGCCACUGGUUUAUUAUUCCCAUUCGCCAUCACUCACCGCUGUCACGAAAUGGACUCAUGCUAGCCACAAGUUCUGACUGAGCUCAAUCGUCAUGAAACGCAAAUACAGUGAUUACUUUUUGUCUCAUUCAUACAAACUUUGAGAAAUAACGAGGAGCGCCCACAAUGUGUUUUGUGUGGGGAAGUGCUUAGAAUUGAGUCUCUCAUAACGAACAAAUUAAUAAAACGACACCACCAAACAUCCAGGCACAACAUGACGGUAAACCCAGGUAGUUCUUUCAGAACAGGGCAGAAUGCUUCAGGAAACAGUCCUUCGAUUUUUUGCAAGAUCAGUUGUCUUGAACAAACUGAUGUUGGAAGUAGGACACUUCCGAGUUGAUUUGAACGCGGCAUAAGAACGGCGUCGCUGUAUCUCUCUAAUGUCAUCAUCUCUUUGUGGCAAGCUAUGGACACUGAAAAGAGCUCCAAUAUGGUGAAGGAGUUUGAGAGUGUGGAGCUGGGAGACAUGGGGAUGAAGAAGCAGAAGGUGCCCCGUAGAACGAUUUACUUUGCCAGUGGCGAGACCAUGGAGGAAUACAGCACAGAUGAAGAUGAGGAAGUGCAAGUUUCUAUCGCUGUUAAGACCUCAGCUGACCCGUCCAAGUUGAAUUGGGGUCCAUACUUUUGGUUUCACAUUUGGAGAGUGGCAACCUCCACUAUUUCAGUUUGUGACUAUCUUGGGGAGAGAAUGGCCUCAUUGUUCGGAAUUACCUCACCCAAGUACCAGUAUGCUAUUGACGAGUACUACAGAAUGAAAAAGGAGGAGGAUGAGGAGGAGGAGGAAAACCGGCUGUCUGAGGAGGCAGAACGUCGUUUUGAGGAGGAGCACAACCAGGAGAUCCAGCAGCCAGCCAUGGAGCAGCCGGAGGGCAAAGCCUCCUUCGUCAGCUUCGAGCUGGAUCAAGAUCCCACACCUGAUGCCAACAGAUGUCCUGCCCCCAUCCCCACCUAACAGUUCAAUUAAAUAGGUGUUUUCAUUUUUCUCAUUUCCCGAUGUUGCCUGCUCAGACUUUUUUUUUUUGCUACAGCAUAGAAUUCUUAUUUUUAUCAUAUUGAUUUAAUGAUGUAUCCUCAAAAAAAAUUCAAUGUAGUUUUCUUAUUUUUGCCUAAAUUAUCAUGUUCUAUGUAAGUCAUGGAUUUAAAAAAAAAAAUAUAUAUAUAUAAUUUUUUUUGUUGCUGCGUUGUAAAUAUGCAUGAACUUUUGUGUGCAAUGAACAUUGCUGUGCUGUGUGUCAGUGACAAUGAAUGAGCACACGGAUGAUAUCUGAUGCUGAUUUUAACUAUUUGCAGGUUUAAGAAAGGUCUGAUUUAUUUUUUCAGGUACAUAACAUUGUUACACAAUAAGUUAGCAGCUAUUUUCAGCCAGUUAGCGGCGAUAUAAGUUACCUUUUUCUAAAACCAUUCCAGAUGUGCACAAUGUUAUAGGAAUAGUACAGAUUUAUUUGAAUGGAAAAUUAUUUAUAUUCAUGGCCAACCAUGAAAAUCUAUUUUCAUUUCAGAAUGCCCACAAUUAUGUUACUGUGUUACUAUGAGAAGUUAUGCACAGUGCUUUUCAGAGUCCAUCAAUUUAAUUACAUUACAAUUUAAUAACUUCACACGUUGCUCAUUGGCAUCUGUGCGAAGACUUUAGACAUUACUGUUGUCCAGGGCCGUAUAUUAGAAAUACAGUGAGCUCCAAAAGUAUUGGGACAGUGAUUAUUUGUUGUUUUGGCUCUGUACUCCAGCACUUGGAAAUUGAAAUUAUACAAUGACUGACUUUUUGUACAUGGUCCCCUAAAAUGCGGGAACUAAAAGUAUUGGAACAAAUUCACCAAUGUAUUUGGUCCGAUAUUCCUAACACAAUUUGGGCACAAAAUAAUCUGAAACACAAACAAAACAGCAAAUGACUCCAACGAGUUUGUAGAGUCAUACGCUUGAUGUAAUCAUUAUGUGCUAAGAAUAUGGGACCAAAUAAACUUUUGACAACUUUGAA
Molecule: messenger RNA, 2103 nt
Organism: Salvelinus sp. IW2-2015
Lineage: Eukaryota; Metazoa; Chordata; Actinopteri; Salmoniformes; Salmonidae
Product: protein FAM177A1-like
Source: RefSeq, a predicted model, not a curated record